UCAUUCCCAAUUCAUAUAGGUUAGCGUUGUUCUUCCGGUGUUUUUGAAGCUCUGUGUGUGCUGAUACUCUGUUUAUCGUUUUGGAUCUGUGUAUUCAAGCUAGCAAUCAUGGUUAAAGGUCCAGGACUCUACUCCGAUAUCGGCAAAAAAGCCAGAGAUCUUCUAUACAAGGAUUACCAGGGGGACCAUAAGUUCACCAUCACCACCUAUUCACCUACUGGAGUUGCAAUCACAUCAUCUGGAACGAAGAAAGGUGAAGUGUUUCUUGCUGAUGUCAAUACACAAUUGAAGAGAAACAACAUUACUACUGAUAUCAAAGUGGACACCAACUCCAAUCUCUCCACAACUAUUACAGUUGAUCAACCUGUACCUGGGCUAAAGGCAAUACUUAGCUUCAAAGUUCCCGAUCAAAGGUCUGGCAAGGUUGAACUUCAGUACUUGCAUGACUAUGCUGGAGUCUGUGCUAGCGUUGGAGUGGAUGCGAAUCCCAUCGUUAACUUUUCCGGUGUGUUGGGAACCAACAUUCACUCAAUUGGAGCUGAUGUUUCUUUCGACACCAAAACCGGAAACUUCACCAAAUAUAAUGCUGGCCUAAGCUUCUCCAAUGCUGAUCUUAUCGCUGCUUUGACUUUGAACAACAAGGGUGACACACUGAAUGCUUCCUACUACCAUAUUGUUAAGCCUCUGACCAACACGUUGGUAGGUGCAGAGGUGAACCACAGCUUUUCAAGCAAUGAAAACACAAUCAUGGUUGGCACCCAGCAUUCGUUGGACCCGUUGACCACGGUCAAGGCUCGGGUCAACAACCUUGGAAAGGCAAGUGCACUGAUCCAGCAUGAGUGGCGCCCAAAGUCCCUUUUCACCAUUUCAGGAGAAGUUGACACUAAAGCUAUUGACAAGAGUGCCAAGUUCGGUCUUGCGUUGGCUCUUAAGCCCUGAAAUGUGGUAAUGGUUGUGUGAAUUUGAUGGUUUUGGUAGUAAUAAUUUCCGAAUGUUGUUUUGAGGAGCGAUGCUCAUCCUUAGUUACCAAAAUACUUUCUGCGUAAUCCAUUGUGAAGACAUGGAUGAUAUUUGGUUCAUCUGUAUUUUCUUCCAGUUAACUGAUUUUUGAGUUUUCAUUUUCAUUUUGAAACGAAGGAAGUGUUCUCUUCUUAUAUUCAUUUAAUCAGCUUAUUGUUGGUUCCA
Molecule: messenger RNA, 1185 nt
Organism: Helianthus annuus (common sunflower)
Lineage: Eukaryota; Viridiplantae; Streptophyta; Magnoliopsida; Asterales; Asteraceae
Product: mitochondrial outer membrane protein porin of 34 kDa
Exons: 6
Coding region: 109-939 (276 amino acids)
Biological process (GO): monoatomic anion transmembrane transport
Cellular component (GO): mitochondrial outer membrane
Molecular function (GO): voltage-gated monoatomic anion channel activity
Source: RefSeq, a predicted model, not a curated record